UGGACUCCCCAUGGAUAUGUUGUUAGGUAUGUACUACCUCUCUGUGGCACAACCCCAGUUUGGUCGGGACCGAAAAGUGGUCAAACACACUUUGCCAGGUGGAGGGACCGCCAGAUUACGUAAGUUCAAGGCUAGUAGUCUGAUCGAGUCCUACGGGUGCAUGUGUGCGGCCGUGUUCUACAAUUACUACAAGCAAAAUCAGGAGGAGAGUAUGUAUCUAGCGUAUGUCUCUGCUGCAGGUGAGCCGGUGAAAAUGUCGCCGGAGAUAGAGGGAGUAGUCGCAAAAUACCCUGAUCUAUUUGAAGAGCCGACAGGGGUUGUUGAGAGGGAGGUCGUCCAUGCGAUAGAGAUUAUCCCAGGGUCUAGCAUCCCAAAGGGUAGGAUCUAUCGGAUGUCUCCAGGCGAGCUUGACAAGCUUCGCCGGCAACUCAAGGAACUCGUAGAAAAGGGAUGGAUCCGGCCGAGUGUUUCUCCUUAUGGUUCACCAGUCCUAUUCUUUCCGAAGAAAAAGGAAGGAACACUUAGGAUGUGCAUUGACUAUAGGGGCCUCGAUGCCAUCAUUGUUAAGAACAGAGAGCCCCUACCGCGCAUCGACGAUUUGCUAGAUAGAGUGCAAGGGUGCAGGUACUUCAGUAAGAUAGGUAUGAAGUCCGGGUACCAUCAGAUUGCAAUUCGGCUCGAGGAUCAACACAAAACCGCAUUUCAGAGCAGGUACGAUCUGUACGAGUUUGUGGUGAUGCCUUUCGGCCUUUGCAAUACUCCUGGCACCUUUCAGCACGCUAUGAAUCGGAUAUUUCAUGACUACUUGGAUAAGUUUGUCAUUGUGUACCUUGAUGACGUACUUAUUUUUAGUAAGACUGUCGAGGAGCACGUUGCGCACUUGGACAAAGUCCUGAGUCGUCUGCGGCAGCACGAGUUCAAGAUCAACGGUGAGAAGUGCGAGUUUGGUCGCACCCAUGUCUUGUACUUGGGUCAUGAGAUUUCCGCGGAGGGAUUAAAGCCCGAUGAUGGAAGGCGGCCAGCAUUCGUGACUGGCCGCGUUUUCAGUCUAUGUGAGGCUGCUUUCAGACAUCUGAAGCAUGCUUUGACGCAUCAUGAGAUUUUGAAACUUCGUGAUCCUGACAAGCCAUUUAUAGUAACUACGGAUGCUAGCCAAUAUGGCAUAUGCACCGUACUUGCACAACAGGAGGGGAAGAAGUUGAGGCCAAUAGAGUACAUGUCCAAAAAGAUGCCCUCUCAGAAGUUGGCUAAGUCCAUCUAUGAGAAGGAACUCUAUGCGAUCUACAAGGCGCUCACCCAUUGGAGGCACUAUCUCCUUGGGAGGUUCUUCUACAUCAGGAUUGAUCAUCAGACCCUGAAGUGGAUGAGAACCCUGUCUGUGCUCUUCGACGCUCUGAAGCGUUGGAUUGAAGUCAUAGAGCAGUAUGACAUCGAGCCCCAGUACAUCAAGGGCAAGUACAACAAGGUUGCUGAUGCGUUGGUGCGUAGACCUGAUUUCUCAGGUGCGCUGAUUACUGAUUUCGAUGUCACUCGCUCCUUGGUGGAAGCCUAUCGCAAGGACCAGUUCAUAUCUGAGAUCAUACGCAGACUUGAGGCGAAGGAUGAGAAGACUUCUGCCGAGUUUGAGUUGGUCAACGGCUUGUUGUUCCUUGAGAAGGCAGGGAAUAAACGGUUGUGUGUCCCAAAUAGAGAGUCUUUGCGUAGUUUAUUUUUAGGUGAGUGUCACGAUGCCACCGGCCAUUUUGGAUAUAAGAAGACAGCAGCCAAUCUACUGCAGCGGUUCUGGUGGCCCACGAUGAUGAGAGAUGCCCAACUGUAUGUGGAGACCUGUCAAGUCUGUCAAAGGGACAAGCAACGUACUGAGGCUCCUCUCGGGCCCCUGAAGCCCCUUCCGAUUCCGAAAAGGCCUGGUGAGAGCUUGUCCAUGGACUUCAUGGAUACGCUGGUCACCAGCAGGAGCGGAAUGAGACACAUCUUUGUUAUCGUAGAUAGAUUUAGUAAGUACGCUAGGUUAAUUGCCAUACCGGAAACAACGAAGACUGAGUACGUGAUCAGAUUGUUCAAGGACCAUUGGGUCAGAGAUUUUGGUCUACCCAAGUCAAUCAUGAGUGACAGGGAUGUCAGAUUUACAAGUGAGUUGUGGAAGGCUGCUGCUGUCGAACAGGGAACGCAGCUACAGAUGACUUCGGGUAAUCACCCCGAGGCCAAUGGCCAGGCCGAACAAUUGAAUCGCGCUGUCCAACACCUGUUGCGGCAUUACAUCAAGCCCAAUCAGGUUGACUGGGACGAGAAGCUUGCUCUCAUCGCCAGUCUGUAUAACAAUGAUGUGGACAGCGCCACUGGAGUGAGCCCUAACGGCCUGCUACUGACCUUCAAACCUAGACUGCCUCUAGACUUCUUACUACCUGAAAAUCAGUCAACUGCUGCACCAGGUACUUCAGAAUUUGCAUACCUAUAUGAGCAGAAGAUGCAGCAGGCAGUGGAACAAAUGCAGAAGACUCAGGUGGCAAUGAUAGAAUUUGAGAACCAACAUCGCCGCCCGUCUACGUUUCAGGUGGGGACAGAGUCUGGGUUAAGUCCUCGGAACUGGGACAGGAGCACGGGAUUUCCCGCAAGCUCAUACCUCAGUACUUUGGGCCAUGGGAGGUCUUAGACAUUGUCGGGACGGAUCCAGAUGGGCCGUCGUAUGUAAUUCGGAUCCCUGGUCACCUCCACACUUAUCCUGUUUUUCACGCCU
This is a messenger RNA of Chara braunii, 2737 nucleotides long. Lineage: Eukaryota; Viridiplantae; Streptophyta; Charophyceae; Charales; Characeae. The record is from the annotation of a GenBank genome assembly.